Molecule: messenger RNA, 2055 nt
Organism: Mesorhabditis spiculigera
Lineage: Eukaryota; Metazoa; Nematoda; Chromadorea; Rhabditida; Rhabditidae
Source: the annotation of a GenBank genome assembly
AUGUGCUUAUUUUCAGCCCUAAAGGCUGCCGGCCUCUCGGCCACAAUGCUCACCAGGCGGAAGAGCAGCGGCGAGCCGACCAAUGGAUCUCAGACCCAGAAUGAUCUCCUUAAAGAACUGGUUAAAUUUUCUUGUUUAUUAUCUAUGGUUUCUGUUUGUAUGAACACCCCGCAGACGUUGUUGUUGUGGGGCCCGUUGAAUUGGGUCAUAUUUUCGGCCGACUGUCUCGUUACGCUAAUAUUCACGAUUGAAGCGCUUGUUUAUAUACAUCAUAAUGGGCUCUGUGAUAAUCCCAAAGCCUACCUCCGUGACCGGUGGUGUCGCUUUGAUUUGUUUUUGCUGUUGAUGCACUAUGCAUCACUUGGGCUGCAUGGAUACCAGAUUGUUUGUAUCCAUUUUCCGGCGACCGGAUUACGGUACCAAACGUGGUAUGGUGUCAUCCGAUCGCCACGCCCAUUCAUCACCGUCCGCUUUAUCCGUUCAAUUAUUCAAUUUAAAUUGCCGAAAAAUCGAAUCCAGCAAAUUAUCAAACGUUCCUCACAACAAAUCCAAAAUGUCACCAUUUUCUUCCUAUUUUUUAUGGCACUCUACGCUAUAAUGGGAGUACAGCUUUUCGGACGUAUGGAUUAUCAUUGUGUUCUACCCGGAACCGACCCGAAAAAUGUGACAAUCUCUGAUUUGGCCAUCCCGGAUACAAUGUGCUCAAAGAAAGGAGGCGGUGGCUACGAAUGCCCGGAACAUAUGGAAUGUAUGAAGCUGGAUAUGAGCGCCCAUGCGGAGGGAUUUUAUGGAAUGUUUAAUGAUUUUGCUUCUUCCCUAUUCACCGUCUACAUGGCUGCUUCACAAGAAGGUUGGGUCUACGUGCUCUACGACUGCUUGGACACGCUGCCAAGUUAUGUGGCGUUUUUCUAUUUUGUGACCCUGAUUUUCUUCCUGGCUUGGCUGGUCAAGAACGUUUUCAUCGCCGUUAUCACCGAGACUUUUGCUGAGAUUCGUGUCCAAUUCAGUGAAAUGUGGCAAAGCCGGGAAGUGACAGCGGAGGAUACUUACACACAGAAACUAGAAAGAGGAACCGACGGUUGGCAACUCGUGGAUGUUGAUCAAUAUGCACGAACUGGAAAUACCCCAGAGCUACUUCAUACGAUGGUAACCUCAACAUCAUUCCAAAUCGGUGCUAUGGGCCUUGUCCUCAUCAACGCUCUAGUCAAUGCGUCAUUUGUAUACUACCACGAUGAAUCUGACAAAAUCCGAAAAGAAAUUUAUUAUUAUGUCGAGAUCUUCUUCACCGGUUUAUUCAACUUUGAAUUAUUCCUGAAAUUGAUCGGCUACGGCUGGAAGCCAUUCAUCAGAAGAGGCCAGCACAAAUUUGAAGUGUUUCGAGUAGUGCGUUUGAUCAAAGCCUCGCCCAUGUUGGAGGAUUUCGUAUAUAAGAUCUUUGGACCAGGCAAAAAGUUGGGGGGAUUGGUCGUCUUCACUAUGGUGUUACUGGCGUUUAUGACGAUGUUCCAAAUUAUCACGCAAGAGGGUUGGACGGAUGUGGUCGUCGAAAUUCUACGAACAACCAAUGAAAGUAUGGUGCCAUUUGUGGCCAUAUAUUUCGUUGGGUAUCACUUGCUGGUGACGCUGAUUGUGCUCUCCCUUUUCGUCGCCGUCAUUCUCGAUAACUUGGAAAUGGACGAAGAGUUGAAAAAAGUGAAGCAGUUGAAAGCUAGGGAAGAGAACUCAAUGCGAACAACGUUACCAUGGAGAUUGCGAGUUUUCGAUCAAUUCCCUACUCGACCACAAAUGGUGUCACUGAAAAAAGCUCAUGGAGAAUUUCCACUGCCAAAAAUCCGUCACUCGUUCACAAGACAAUUUGCUGAUGAACCGGAAGAAACAACGAUAACUGAAGAUAAUGAAGAAAUAAUGAUAGAAGGUGAUGACUGCUCAAAGAGACUGAUGGCCUCAAAUAUCUACAGUCAAGCAACCCAUCGCCAUUUGCGGUUACGCCAUAUCGGUCGUAUAUCGGAGCGGAACAUUGUUAAUAGGAUCCUUGAGUGGGUUAUCCUCUACAUU